CGCAUGGACGGAGCUCAAUAUUAAUCGAGCCCGGACGCACGCGCGGUCCAUCGUGAAAUUCGACGACGACGACGACGACGACGAUAACAGACGUUAUCAUCAGAAGACAUAAAACCCCGUAAACGAACGGUCGUGUACUGAAACGAUAGUAAAUAAUAAUAUUUUGUACCACGUGGUGUCCACGUCCAGUGAAUCGGGAUAGCUGCAAGACCCGGCGACUACCACACCCUCUGCAAGACCUCGGCGUCUCGGCCGGCCCAAGACAAUAUCGUCUCCCCAUAGAUCGUGAUCUAUAUGCGCCGGAUCGACGGACGACGACGUAAUGAUGAAGUUGCGAGAAACCCUGUACCGAGUGAUGUUCAGGCGGAAAAACGAAGAUGACAUAGAAGACGAUCAACAGAAAAAAUUGGCCAGGGUCCUCAAUCUGGUGGACCUGACGGCACUUGGAGUUGGAUCAACGUUGGGGGUGGGCGUCUACGUGCUUGCCGGAAACGUUGCCAGAAUAGAAGCAGGGCCGGCCGUCGUUCUGUCAUUCAUUUUGGCUGCCUUUGCGUCUGCUCUCGCAGGCCUGUGUUACGCAGAAUUCGCAGCGAGAGUGCCAAGAGCCGGGUCGGCCUACGUUUACAGUUACGUCGGCGUGGGCGAAUUCGUCGCGUUUGUAAUCGGAUGGAAUCUGAUACUCGAAUACGUCAUAGGUACUGCAAGUGUCGCCAAAGCUUUCAGUAAUUACAUUGACGCUUUGUUGGACUAUCCCGUGAAAACCACGAUGACCUAUCUCUUCCCAAUGAACGUCAGUUUUUUGGCCGACUACCCAGAUGUCUUGUCAUUCAGCCUCGUGCUACUAUUGUCGAUUAUACUGUCAUGGGGAGUCCGCGAAUCUACAAUGAUCAACAACGUGUUUACAGUCGUCAAUUUGUUGACCGUGGUCACGGUAAUUUUAUCCGGAUUAUUUAAAGUUAAUUCGUACAAUUGGAGUAUACCGAAACAAGACAUACCGAAGGGCGCAAAAGGCGGCGAAGGCGGUUUUAUGCCUUUCGGGUGGGCCGGAGUGACCGCGGGGGCUGCCAAAUGUUUUUACGGGUUCAUCGGUUUCGACUCCGUAGCUACUACGGGAGAAGAAGCGAAGAAACCGAAACGUGACAUCCCGUUGGCCAUCAUACUGUCGUUGACCAUCAUAACAUUUGCUUAUUGCUGUAUCAGCUCGGUUUUAACUCUGAUGUGGCCGUAUUAUGAUCAGGACAUCGACGCGCCGUUCCCGUACGUCUACGAUCAACUUGGUUGGACGACGUUGAAAAUGAUUGUUUCAUCCGGUGCUAUAUUUGCUAUGUUUGCCAGUCUCUUAGCGAGCAUGUUCUCGAUGCCGAGGAUUCUGAUGACCAUGGCCCAAGACGGUCUCAUGUUCAACAUGUUUUCCAUCAUUCACCCUAAGUUUAAAACACCCGUGUUGGCUACUCUGAUGGCGGGUCUGUUUGCCGGUAUAAUCACGGCGCUUUUGAACCUUGAUCAACUGAUGAAUAUGAUGUCGAUCGGUACGUUGUUGGCGUACACGAUCGUGUGCAUUUGCGUGCUGAUGUUACGGUACAGAAACGAUCCGGACGGCGACGAGUUGGUAAAAAAACAGGACAUCAACGAACCAGAGACCAGAAGUGAUUUCUUUAAGGCGCAGGUGGAAAAGUACUUUAACCUGUCCAACGUCGAUAACGCCAACAAAGAGACUGAGCGCGUAGCCACGACUAUCACAGUGUUAUACAUUUGCACAUGCGCGCUGUUCAGCUUAGUAACUGUACAACAAGAGUGCGUCGAGACCACCCAUCAAUGGUGUGACGAAAACGACAUCAACGCCACGGACUUCCAACCAGGUUGCGUGGUCAACGUCAACAACUCUACAACUCCUUUCAAACAAGCUUGCGUUGCCAACAGCUUCGCAAAGUGCAUGAGCGUCAUCUUAGCUAUAGGGCUGUUGUUUCUGUUAUUGUUACUAACCAGACAGCCUCAAUCGAACAAAAAACUUUCGUUCAAGGUCCCACUGGUUCCACUCAUACCAUGCGUUAGCAUCUUGAUGAACAUUUACUUGAUGAUGAAACUCGACAUAAUCACCUGGAUCCGUUUCAGUAUUUGGUUAACGAUCGGACUAUUCAUAUACGCAUUCUAUGGUAUGAAUAACAGUACUGAAGGUCUGAAGCAGAAAAUAGAACAGAGAAGUAGUCGGUCGAGCUCUGCUGAACCCAUACACCAGAUUUCUUCCGUCAACUUAUAGUUAUAUAUUCUCCUCUGGAUCUUCCCUAACCUUGUCUAAAACUAAGAGCUAUUGCGUGCCUAUCCUAAAGUCUGGUGAUCCUCACAAUGUUCUUAACUACCCUUCCAUCACAAUCUUACCCUACAGUUCCAUGCUUUUGGAAUUCAGCAUCCCUUCAAUCACAUUCUAGUUAAAGAGCAACAUGGCUUCCGGCCUGGAACUACUUAUUGUAAUAUUUUUUCACCACUCAUAUUUUUCAGUCGUUUAGAAUUCAUUUUCAAGUGAAUUUCGUGUACACAGAUUCCUUUAAUGCGUUAGACUGAGUGAUUUAUGUCUGUCUGGUAAAAACUCUCGAUCUCUUGAGAAUUUGUGAUCCAUUUGUAUUGGUUACGUUCCUUCCUUGGUGGCCACCAUCAUUAUGUCGCCAUUCAUGUUGUUCACUCUCUCAGUUUUUCACCCAACUCUGAUGUUCCUCAGGGCGCAGUUUCUUCACUGCUACUAUUUGAGCUCUUAUUAAAUUAUACCCAUUCUAUUCUUCUGCAUUCUAAUCACCUCGUUUUUGCUUAUACAAUAAAAACACGUGUACCUAUGCGUGGUAAUUAUACAUUUAUACAUAAUAUGACUGUUUUCUUUUGCAAUCCAACUUAAUGUGAUAGAUAUCAUGCGAUGGUCUGACAAAAACUAAUUCGAUCUAUGCCCUAUUCUAUUAACAAUAGCAAAAUUAUUACUUAUAAUAGUAUAAAUUAACUAUAAAAUAUAAAAUAUCCUUACAAAUAGAUGAGAUGAUGUAUAGCCGCUGAGAAUCGUUUUUUGUAUUCAAUAAUUUAUCAUUAAAUUAUAUAUUAACACAUCGGUUACAGUGACCUAUUCGAUGAUGAUAAUAUGUAGGUACACUGGAAAUCAGCAGAGCCGAUUCCCUUGUAUUUAUUUUUUCAUAAUAUUUUGAUAUACUUACAUUUUUACAAAUAUUAUUAACUUCAUUUUUUGUACAUUAUAAAAUAUAUUUUAUA
Molecule: messenger RNA, 3246 nt
Organism: Myzus persicae (green peach aphid)
Lineage: Eukaryota; Metazoa; Arthropoda; Insecta; Hemiptera; Aphididae
Product: cationic amino acid transporter 2-like
Exons: 12
Coding region: 323-2257 (644 amino acids)
Biological process (GO): amino acid transport; transmembrane transport
Cellular component (GO): plasma membrane
Molecular function (GO): amino acid transmembrane transporter activity
Source: RefSeq, a predicted model, not a curated record